Molecule: messenger RNA, 495 nt
Organism: Fusarium musae
Lineage: Eukaryota; Fungi; Ascomycota; Sordariomycetes; Hypocreales; Nectriaceae
Exons: 2
Coding region: 1-495 (164 amino acids)
Source: RefSeq, a predicted model, not a curated record
AUGAAUUACUGGGUCGAGAGAUGCCUGGAUCCAAACUGUAACGGAACACUUGUCGAUCAAGUUCUCGAGUUUGGAAGUGGACGGGUUUGUAAUGUCUGUUCCCGAAGUACCAAGACAGAGUUUGUGAAAACACGUGUUGUCGACUUAUACAACGAGGCCCCUUACUCGCACGACCCAGUUGAACGAUUCGCAAGUCUUACUGGAACCAAGAGAAAUUUUGGUACCGAGCUGCCACCAAUAGACAUGGAUGAAAAGAUAGAGACGUUUCGCAGGGUCAAGUUUCUUCACCCAAUGCAUCCAUUAUCAAAUGGCAAGGGCUGCUAUGACCCCAAGCUAAACCCUGCAGUCGCACACGCAUUUUCGGGCCUUGCAGCCCUUUCACCUGUAGAAGGAACACAUUACGAGAACCCAGUCGAAGAUGCCAGGGAACAUCUCGAGACUUCCGUCAAACUAGGUAUAGUGGCCCAGAAGAUCUUUAAUCGACCUAGCUUCUAA